Actinia tenebrosa (Australian red waratah sea anemone) is the source of this 2193-nucleotide messenger RNA. Its product is annotated as ubiquitin carboxyl-terminal hydrolase MINDY-3. The record is from RefSeq and is a predicted model, not a curated record. Gene Ontology annotation, molecular function: calcium ion binding; cysteine-type deubiquitinase activity; K48-linked deubiquitinase activity. Gene Ontology annotation, biological process: protein K48-linked deubiquitination. Lineage: Eukaryota; Metazoa; Cnidaria; Anthozoa; Actiniaria; Actiniidae.
GGAUAAAAAGAUCUACCUUAUAUUCGCAAAAGAAAAAAUACAUAUACGAGUGAUUGUAUAGGGACCGCAAGGGCUCAUGGUUAGUUUUCAAGAUGGCGGACGAGCAAGAAUCUUCAACAGAUAUUUUUCAGGACCUUGAUAGCCUUGUUUGGGGUCCAAAUGUAAAAGAAGAAGUAUUUCAAAGAUGGACACGAGGGUUUAUAUUCAGUCCUGAUGAACCAACUGCUCUUGUCCAGGAACAAGGUGGUCCCUGUGCAGUGAUUGCUGCAGUUCAGGCUUAUAUGCUGAAAAAUAUAUUAUUUUGUGAUGGUACUGAUGCUUCAUCAACAGACUGGAAGCAUUUAUCAGAUGACCAGACCAAGAACAUCCUCGUUUGUACCUUGUGUCAGAUGCUUCAGAUGGCCAAGGAAGAGGAUGAUAGUAUAAUAUCUUUGGUUUUAUUAAGAGAUCACAUGCUGAGUAAUCUAAAGGAGCAUAGUAGUAUAGAAACAGAUGAUGGUACUUCCACAUGCCGUAAUUCUGAAUCACCACAGUAUCACAAAUCAGUAUGUGAACAGCAAUUAAAACAUCAAUCAAAUAAAGAAACUAUUAAUUUAUUGAGUCAGACUCAAUGCAACUCUUCCAGUGAAGCAAGAUCUUUGAUAGAAAGAAAUAUUCAUAUAUUUGAAGGACAUUUUGGAAUUCUAUUAUUUCUAUAUUCUAUGAUUCUUACGAGGGGCAUAAGUACCAUAAAAGAUGAAAUGGGAGAUCCAGGAGAACCUCUGGUGGAUGAAAACUUUGGUUUUGGAAGCCAGACCUUGAUAAACCUUUUAAUGACAGGCCAAGCUGUGUCAAAUGUAUGGAAUUUAAGUAAAGAAGUCAGUGGGUUAGAGUUAAAGGGCAUUGCUAAGCAGUCACAAGUUGGAUUUUUAACUUUAUUAGAAGCCCACAGAUAUUGUGAGGUUGGAAGUUUCCUAAAGUUUCCAAUCUAUCCCAUUUGGUUAUUAGGCAGCGAAACACAUAUAACAGUAUUGUUUUCUACUAAUCAGUCAUUGAGUGGACCAGAAUCCCCAAAAGAAGAGGCACAAAGGGUAUUCAAAUCAUUCGAUGAACAAGAAAAUGGAUUUAUAGAAAGUGAUAAAUUGACUGAUGUUCUACACAAACUUGGACUGGAAACAGAUCCUGAAUAUGUAACAUUCAUGAAAUCCAGACUAGAUCCAGACUCCAUCGGCAUCAUACUUCUUCCCAACUUCAUGGAUGAGUUUUUCCCAGGAGAGAGCACAUCCCAGUGGACUGGUCCUUUUACAGUGUAUCAUUACAAUGGUCUUGGGGUAAAGCAAAGUGAUUCUCAAUUACCUAGAAAGGUGAUGUACUCAGAAGGUAUUGCAUGUAUCGAACCAACAGACCUCAGUCAUAUUGCAGAAGAAGAAAUUAUCUCUUGUCUAAAAACUAAGUGGACAGGAAUAACUGUCACCUGGCACUCCAAAUACCCACCCUCUGUUAACUGAAAAAACUCAUAAAUAUUUAUCAAUAAACAUUUGGUGCAAUCAGAAUUAUCCAAUGCAUCACAACAUGGACCUUUCUACCUUAUAAGUUGGUAUAUUAUUUAAACGUUUUUGAAUUAUUCAUGGCUUUCUCAAGUUUGUCAAUAAACUUGCAUACUUAUAAUCCCUUUAUCAGGUUUAAUAUACACACAUUCCAAAAAAGCAUUGUUGGUUGGAGAUCUGAAAAUUGAAAUGAGACAAUUCAUGGUAGUGGUUCCCCUUAGUUACUGUCACUAUGUCACACAAGUUCAAUAAAUUAGCUAGAACAUCUCUGAACUUAAAACCCUGAUUACUGAAAAUUGAUUAUAAAUUGUUUCACUAGCUUACUGCCCGGUGAAAAAUAAGAGAAAAUUGCCUCGUAAUCCUUGUAUUAUUAUUUUUAAACAAAUACCGUGUAGCUUAUGGGACAUAAUUUUAUAGGUUAACUGCCACAAUGGUGUUUAGAUAACUAUUGUCCGAGUUGGAACAAUUGACUUACCAGUGCAGGUCAUUACUUAAAGGUGGUGCAAACCACUAAUUAAAAAGGCAAAACAAUUAUCACUUCCAUUCACAUUCAAAUUCACAGCUCACUGUGCACGAUUCAUUUCAUGUCUCAGAUUUCAGAUCUCUCUCGCCCAUCAGAAGACAGUAUUGAUCACUUGGAAAUAUAAUUCAUAUCUCUGUGCAUCCA